AUGGGUUUUGAGAAGAGGAGGACGUUCAUUUUGUGUCUUGCACUAGUCUUUGGCGUGGGAUUGCAAACAUUGUGGUCUGCUGCCGGGCUGGAAGCUUUCUCGUCCGCACCGGCACCUUUUGGAGUGAGGAAUCCCUUUUUCGAUGUUUCUGAGAACAUUAUAGAGGAACAGGAUACACAAAAAACACCCCGGGAAGUGCAAGGCGCCCACAAAGGCAGAGUCUGGCGGAAACUGGCGGUACUUGUGGCCCUGGGUAUAUCAGUUGCAGUGGCAUUUCAGUUCCACCGACGGGCCUUAGGCUCCCUUUUUAAACCCCGGGAGGGAUCGGCUUCUACUCCCAAGGAUGAUUCACGAAGCGAUGAACGACUGGAGAAGGUCAGAGGCUUGGUUGCGACUGCCUCAAUGAUAGCUGAGGCAAUAGAUAGUCCAGAGGCCACCGAACAGAUGGACAGAUUGCAGGAAGAUUUAGCCAAAGCUGAUAUGUUGCAGCGCGAAGGGGGGAAUGCAGAGGAGGUGGAAGCGUAUCUUAUCGAUGCGAUUGAUUGCGUACAAGCGCUGCACGGACAGGUAAUAGAAGGCGCUGAUGAGAUCGUAGAGCAGAGCAAAGUUGUUUCGCUCUCUCCACUCUUGGACGCGAAGGAGCCGAAUCCGAUUGCGGAAAUGCAGUCUUUGGAGAGCUUCCACGAAACCGCAGUGAGACCAUAUUUGAAAUCAUUGUCUUCAGUGUACAAGAUUUCAGAAGCUCUCUCUUCAAGUGCAAAAGCAGUUCAUGGGGAGCUGACGAAAACCGAUGCGGCUGCACAGGACGACGAUCUCCGGCAGCUACAGUCUACAGCCGCUAGGAUUAGUUCUUUGUUUUCCACUGUGGAAGUGCAGAAGCACGUGGAACAGCUUGCGAAGGGUUUGGUGAGCGGCUCCGCUAACGGCUUAAAGGUGACGAUGCUUGCGGAGAGAGAGGCCAAACGUUUCCGUUUUCAGGUGGGCAUCGAUAUAGCACGCCUUCAUCUGAAUCAAAGCAGAAUUGCACUAGAGAAUACUCCAGAUUCUGCGAAGGAAGACGCUUCCUGGAAGGAGAAGGCGGCGAUUCUGAGUAGUGUUGAGGAGGAGCUGCAGGACAUCUCCGGCAAGGUUUCCGAGCUGUUGGAGCCUGCCAAAAGAUUGCGAACAUCUCAUUCACUGCGGGAUAUGCUUGCUGUUUGCUCCGAGAGUCAAGAUACCGAGGAUGAGGUUUCUGCAGAUCUUGACAGGAUAGUGGGGAUGCUCAGUGAAUUCGAACCAAAGACUGAGGAGCUAGGCGAGGAGAGCAAGCAGGCCAUGAAUGAAGCGGUUGAAAAAUACCGCCAAUUUGUUGCUGGUAAACAUGAAGUCACGAAGAAUGCCUGUGAGGAUGUCGAAAGGAGAGUUGAAGGUGUCAUAAUUAAGGGCAAACUACCUUCUGCGACAGCAAUGCAAAGGCAGCAUGCUCGCGUUGCCGAACACGUCCGCAGUAAAAUGAACCAAGCAAUGGAGUUGUCUGACGAAGAAAUGCGUUACGCCGAAUCUGCACUCCUCGAAUUGCAAACGGUGGAUAAGCUGUCGACUGCUGCACAGGCGCUGGAGGGACUCAAGGUUAUCGGGAAUUCUAUAAUCCACCAGAAGGAAGAGUCUCUCCUGGAGUUGCUGAACGUACAUCUCAUAAGUAUUUUACAGCAGGACAUUGUUUAUAUUGCAAAGGAGGAGGAUGCCAUAGUAUCAGACCCUAGAUACCUGGAUGUUAACCAGGAAAAGAUGCAGGCGUUGCACAGCAACUUCAGAGCAGCCCUGGAAGAAGCUGAGUCGUCAGGGACAAUUCAGGAGAUGGCAGAGGCAGCUGCAGCGAUGCGCGCCUACUACACUCAAAUAAAAGGGUUGUUUUGUUGA
Eimeria mitis is the source of this 1899-nucleotide messenger RNA. RefSeq lists its product as uncharacterized. NCBI's taxonomy places the organism in Eukaryota, Apicomplexa, Conoidasida, Eucoccidiorida, Eimeriidae. The record is from RefSeq and is a predicted model, not a curated record. The transcript has a single exon. The coding region runs from base 1 to 1899 and encodes 632 amino acids.